Messenger RNA from Cannabis sativa, 918 nucleotides. RefSeq lists its product as uncharacterized. The coding region runs from base 1 to 918 and encodes 305 amino acids. The transcript has a single exon. NCBI's taxonomy places the organism in Eukaryota, Viridiplantae, Streptophyta, Magnoliopsida, Rosales, Cannabaceae. The record is from RefSeq and is a predicted model, not a curated record.
AUGAGAAAGGACAUUAGCAAACACGACAUGAACAAGUUUUGUCGAUUCCACAAUGACUACGGUCAUGACACCGAUGAGUGCAAUAAUCUGAAGGAGGAAAUAGAGUUUCUCAUAAGACAAAACAACCCCAACUUGAAAAGAUAUGUACGACGGGACAAUGACCGGCCCCAACGACAACAACAACAACAAGCAGUUGGAGAUGACCAACAAUUGUUACCUCGCCCCGUUGCGGGCCGUUUGGACAUUAUAUCUGGAGGACCUCACCUUGCGGGGAACUCUGGAAAGUCCCGAGAGAAGUACGCUCGGUCUCUGCGACAUGAACUGGGUAACGAUGUGUUGGCUGUCCAAGAGCGAGCUCCCAAGCAACCUCGUUAUGAACAUGAGUUAAUCACGUUCUCUGAAGAGGACACCAAACACGUUCGGUAUCCACACAACGACCCCUUGGUAGUAGAGGUACAAAUCGCCAAUAUGAUUGUGGCAAGGACAAUGAUUGAUAAUGGGUCAUCAGCCAAUAUCCUCUUCAAGUCCUCAUUGGAAAGGAUGGGUUUGGGAGCAAACGAUUUAGAGCCCUGCGAACAUCUCAUCUAUGGAUUCACAGGAAGUGGUAUGGCACCGGCUGGACUUAUUAAGUUACCAUUGACAGUGGGAACAGCCCCCAAGAGUGUCACUAUCAUGGCCUUAUUCGUGGUAUUGGAUACAAUAUCUCCCUACAACGCCUUAAUCGGCCGCCCAACCCUGUAUGACCUAAAAGCAGUCACUUCUAUCUUUCACCUCCUCGUCAAGUUUCCUACCAAGGGUGGAAUUGGCUACUUGAAGGGCAAUCAAAUAGUAGCACGAGAGUGUUACAACCUAUCCAUCGCAACCAAGGAGAAAGCAGCCAAAUCCCUCAAAGCUACGGCGAGUAGUUCUCAACAAUGA